AUGUCUGGAAUCUUAUUCGAAGAUAUGUUCGUAGUUGAAUCUACUGACAUGGGUAGAUAUACCAAAGUUGCCCGUAUAGUGGCUAAUUCAUCAACUUCAAAAGAUAUUAAAAUAACUUUAGAUAUAAAUAAUGAAUUAUUCCCAGUGAAACAAAAUGAUUCAUUAACCAUUGCUUUGAGUUCAUCCUUGGGUAAUGAAAAAUCAAUGUUAACUUCAAAUGGUUCUUGGAGACCUCCAAGGGCUGAUGAUAAAACUCAUUCUUUAGCUGAUGAUUAUGAUUAUGUCAUGUAUGGUACUAUUUAUAAAUUCGAAGAAAAUGAAGAUAAUGAUAAAAUGUCAGUUUAUAUUUCCUUUGGUGGUUUAUUAAUGAGAUUAGAAGGUGGUUAUAGAUCAUUAAGUAAUUUAAAACAAGAAAAUGCAUACAUCUUAGUUCGUCAAUAUAAGGAUAAUUAA
Messenger RNA from Scheffersomyces coipomensis, 453 nucleotides. It is a transcript of the gene RPB8, whose product is annotated as DNA-directed RNA polymerase core subunit. Gene Ontology annotation, biological process: DNA-templated transcription. The transcript has a single exon. Lineage: Eukaryota; Fungi; Ascomycota; Pichiomycetes; Serinales; Debaryomycetaceae. Gene Ontology annotation, cellular component: RNA polymerase I complex; RNA polymerase III complex; RNA polymerase II, core complex. The record is from RefSeq and is a predicted model, not a curated record. Bases 1 to 453 code for a protein of 150 amino acids.